Messenger RNA from Macrosiphum euphorbiae (potato aphid), 345 nucleotides. NCBI's taxonomy places the organism in Eukaryota, Metazoa, Arthropoda, Insecta, Hemiptera, Aphididae. The record is from the annotation of a GenBank genome assembly.
AUGGAUUUUUUACCUUGCGGUAUGUACUCAAUGGCGGAUUCGACGCUUCCAGACUCCGUGGACGGACACGGUUCACUUACGAAAAAAAGCCGCGAAAAAAGUACGGUGUCGGGAAUGGCCACCUUGACUAGGGAAGAACGGCGGAGAAGACGGCGGGCCACCCAAAAAUACAGAAUGGCUCAUGCUACACGCGAGCGAGUUAGAGUCGAGGCGUUCAACGUGGCAUUCGGUGAAUUGAGGAAACUUUUGCCCACGAUACCGCCCGACAAGAAAUUGUCGAAAAUCGAAAUAUUGAGGCUCGCCAUAUGCUACAUAAUGUAUUUAAAUCAAUUUUUGGAAACGUAA